AUGCUCCAGGAAGCAACAGCAGCGUACCUCCAAGCGCUAGCCGCCGGAAAGCCAGACACGCUCGCUCUGGCCGCCAACGUCAGCUAUGCAGAGAACGACACACCCAUGGAUAUCACCAAAGGUAUCCUGACCCAACCCAUCACGAUCGACUUCAACCGCAGCUUCUACGACACUACUGAAUGCGCUGCAUCUACCGAGAUAUCAGCCGCCACGAACAAGCAUCCCUAUGUCAUCAACACGCGGCUUCUCUUCGCCAACGACAAGAUCACCACCAUCCAAUCAGUCGUCGCCGACGACGGCGACUGGAUCUUCAACGCGGCGAACCAGCUUUCCUGGACGAAGAAGGAGACCUGGGACCCCAUCCCCGAGGGCAAUCGGGACACGCGCGCCGUCAUCAAAGCCGCCGGCGACGCGUACCUCGACAGCUGGGGCGACGGCACUGUCCCGGUCCCGUACGGUACGCCCUGCGCUCGCCUCGAGGGCGGCAUGUACACGGGCGACAGGAGCCCAUCGACCAACACGUGCAAGAUGCCCGAGUUCCCCAAGCCGUUUAAGAUCACGAAUCGUCGCUAUGUUAUCGACGAGGAGGUGGGUGGGGUGGAUAUCUUUAACGAUUUUCCGUUCAUUGAUAAGACGAAGCCGGAUGGCACGUCGAGCACCAAUCUUAUUAGGGUGGAGGGAGGGAAGAUUAGGUAUAUUCAUGAGAUUACUAUUUGUGCGACAAAGGGCUGUGGGAGAUAA
Trematosphaeria pertusa is the source of this 741-nucleotide messenger RNA. RefSeq lists its product as uncharacterized. The transcript has a single exon. Lineage: Eukaryota; Fungi; Ascomycota; Dothideomycetes; Pleosporales; Trematosphaeriaceae. The record is from RefSeq and is a predicted model, not a curated record. The coding region runs from base 1 to 741 and encodes 246 amino acids.